CCCGCCGCCGCUCCCCUCCGCGCGGCUCCGCACCGCGGGGCGGCCCAGGCGGCGCCCAUGGGCUGCGGCAACUCCACGGCCGGCGGCGCGGGCGGGAGAGGUGCCACAGGGACUACUAAAGAUGCAGCAGAAGAAUCUGUAUCAGAUGAUGACAAAAGGAGGAACUAUGGGGGUGUGUAUGUUGGUCUGCCAUCAGAUGCAGCUGCCAUGGUUUCCAGUCAGACGAAAACUGCACCAAAAGAUUAGAAGGAAAUAAACACAUCAAGAUCAAAACAGCUGGAGCAGUUUUCUGCAAAGACCAGUUACCAGUACUUUAGAGAGAGUUGUCUUUCUGCUGAAGAUUUUUAUAUUUACGUAGCCUUCCAGAGAGCAAGACAGAUCAGAACACCAAAAAACCUAAACUGUUGCAAGUUCCAACUACGGGUAAAGCUUAAAGUACAACGUUGAAUCUGUUUGCUAUGGUGAUUGCAUUAUGGAAACCUCCUGCUGUUCUCCAGAGGAAAAAUGAAAUUAAUGAACUCAUGGUGGAUGUUUCUGCACAAGAGCUAACUUUGAUGAUCUGCAAGUUAUUUCUCUGUGGCCAUAUUGCAGAUUUCAUCAGCUAUCAGCUGCGCUUCAUAUAUUUUCUCCAAAAAUUUUUAAUAGAUUUUAUAUAGGAAAUCAUUGUUACUGUCCACUUAAUAGUUCCUAUGGUAGAUUCUUAUAAAUUAAUUGUUAAUUUACUUCAGAGUAAUAUAUUUAACAGAUUUGCAUCUUUUUGGUAAUAUUGCAAAUUUUACUAUUUUUGCUGUGAAAACUUACUAGGAUGAAAUAGGCAAAAGACCAUUGGGCUGUUUAUAAUUACUAUCAUCAAUUUUUUACAUUGAAACAAAUACUAGCGUUUAAUUUUCACCUUUUAAAAAUACAUUGCUCAAGGAAAUUUGUUUAAAUAAGGACAGUGUAUCUCAUCGUAAUAUGUAUGUCUGUUUUCAUUUUCUUCAGCUUUAUCUCUUUUACAAAGCAUUAUGUGAAAAAAAAAAAUGAAUGAACCAAACUAUUAUGUUAUGUUUUCCAUUCUAUGUGAUAUUACAGUGACAUUUCCUUGGGUGAGCGUGAAGUGAUGGUAUUGUCAGAGAUAGCUGACUAAAAUCCAGUGUUGUGUCCUCUUGAAAUGUAGUGAGUUUGAUCACUAUUUGAGUUUUGUGUCUCCAGCUUAUCUCCUAUCAUCUCAAGUAUGGCAAAUAGAAGCGGAAUCGGUGUUGUUAUUAUUUCAGUAUAUUAAUAUAUGAAGUUAUGGAUGGGGGGGUUAAAAUUCAUUGCGUUUAUAACACCUGGAGGUUUUUCACAAAACAUAAAUCAAAUGAGAUGGCACAUUUCCAUAUGGCUGAACAAGUAUCAUAGUUAUUAAAACUUUUUUGCAUAAUUUGUUAGUCAAACUUUUUAAAAAAGACACUCAAAAAAAAAAAAAAAAUCCACACCACGUUCAUGUAUUACAGUAGAUUAAUGACCACUCUUAAAAUAAAAAGCAAAAGCAAAACAGAAACUUUGGGCAUCAAAUGAAACAUUGAGAACCCUGAAAUCCCUGCCCAUUUCACCAAUACCUAUUAAGACCUAUUAGGACCUAUUAAGGAAUUAUUGACCAGGAUUUCUUGCAGCUUCAGCUUUAAAACAAGCAGAAGUUAGUGUGAAUCUGUAAAGAGAAGUAUAUAAAAAUACUUCUUGCUUGCCACCUUUUCAGUGUUUGUGGCAAUAUAUUCUUCUGUUCUCAAGAACUCUGCUGCUUUGUUUAUCAAUGCUUUCAAGCUUCCAGUUCCUAAAGACAAAUAUACAGUUCAUACUUGACCCCUUCAACCUAGAACCAAGCUGAAAUAACUUGAAGAUUAAGAGUUGGUGUUAAAAUAUCUUAUUUUGAAUGAAUGUCUGUAAAUUACAUCUGCAGACUCCUGUUCUUACAAGCCAAGCUGAUGAGAAUUCAAAUAGUGUUGGGUAAUGAAUGUGCAGUUUUGCUUCCUGCCAGCUUACCGUAGCAUAAGGAUAUAGUUUCCAUAUCACAUGCUCACAUCAAACAAUCUAAAUGGUUUGAACAGCACAAGUUUGUUUAGCAGAGAACAGCAAGGCCCAUGUCUGACCUAAACAUGAUUGCCUUCUGAGAGGAAAGUAAACAACAAAGCAAACAAAAACAUCACCCCAGAAACCAACAAGAAACCAGUCAUCCUAGGAUACAUCAUAGUUCAUAGUUAGAAAAGCCAGUGAUAGACACCAGUAGUCUCUCCUUCCCUUGCUAGGAAGAAUCAUUGAAAAAAUGGACUAGGCUGUAUUCAAACAGCUCUUGUUCUGCUACUGACAUGUGAAGCCCCUUAUGUGGAUUGAGAAGAAAACAAAGUGGUCCUUAAGAAUAACUCCCAGGAGCUAGUAAUGGAAUAGAUGAAGGAGUUGAAACUUGUUGGCAGUUGAAACUUUUUCUUGUUAUAUGUCUUCACCUGAUUUUUCUUGUGCAAAGUUACAAAGAGGUGAGCACACUGCAGAACUACACUCAUAAUGACUGUCCUCUGAAUGUGUGGGAGGUACAGUGGUUUCUUUCUUAGUAUUUUUGUUCUUCUGCAUCUUUUCACCACAAAAUCUUACCAUCAACUGACAUUUGUUUCAGUAUCAUGGGCUGAAACCUCGGUAGUAGAUCUACAUUUAUAUAUGCCAUGCAUGGCUGUUCUUGUCAAACUGGAGAGCUCGGGCCAUGGCCUUGCCUUAGAUUAGCAAACUCUUGUGUUUUGUUUUCCCAAGGACCCAGAGAUGUAGAAACUUUAUGACAGUGCACUGUAUUCUGUCUUGGCUAAGUUCCACUUAGGAAACUUGUUGUCUGCUCGUCAGAAUUCCUCUACGGUGAGUAACAUUUCCUAAGCCUUUGUUAAUGAAAGCACAUGACAUUUCUUGGAGAAAUGAGCAUACUCUUUCAAAACUUACAAUCUAUGGAUAUUUCUGUAAGGAGGAGAAACAGAAAAGAAACCCCAUAUGCCAGCUGACAGCUGUGUUUUUGAUGGCACCCUUGGAAGAUAUUUAGGCUCUCAUUGAUGGUAGAGUGUGAGAAUUACAAACAGAAAACAAGACGCCAAUGAAUGGCAGAGUUAUUAUUAUGAAGGAAUAUACUUUGGUUUUGUCAAAACUUCUUGAAUUACCAUGUGUAAAGAAGGAACAUUUAAAUGCUGGGCUGUAAUGCUAUUUCAUGUUGUCAUUCUUUCUCCAGCCAAAGCUGAGGAAGUAUCUUUGCACUCUGAAAGUACUUUAGCAAAGACAGUGCAUUCAGGCUUCAUAAUCCGAGAAUCUCCAAUUUGGGCUUCUUUCAAAGCCUAGAAAUAUUAUUCUGGAAGUCACAUAGUUCAGACAACUGAAUCUUGAAAAAUUCUAGGCCUCCUAAGCAUGGGUUUGGAACUGCUAUUUGCCAUUGUUGAAAAAACAGCUCUGCUUUCUUCUUAGAUGAUAAUUUUUAUCUCAUUGCACAAACUGUUCCACCUAGAAGACAGCUGGCCCUUUGAAUUAGACUAAUGGGACAGUUUAUUUAUUUUGCUUUCUUCUGAGUGCAGAACCUGGAGCUUAGUUAUGAGAACUCAACUUCUCAGUCUCUGCAUGGCCCAGGUAGAGAUACUGCCCAUCUUUUGUGUAUCAUCCACCCUGCAGUACGGUUCAGAGGAUGUAACAUAGCCCUAAACUUCUGUGUUGCUCAAACAUUAAAUCCAUCGCUAAGAAGGUUGUGAACACCCUGGUAAAGCCCACUGUAUAAUGUUACAUAGAGGACAUUGUUCACUAGGGCAAAAUCUUCUGUAGUAGAGGCCACACAGGGCUGAAAUUGCAGAACAUAAAGAGGGAGUUUGUUACUAUUGAACGCAAACACGAAGCACUAAUUUACUUGAUUUCAUCCUGCAUCUCUAGCAAAGGAAUCUGCUGUAUCCGAGUAUGGUUGAAAUGGCAUCAGUUUUUUUUAGUAAUGCACUGGCAUAUUGUUCUCUGUCACCCACACAAGUCUAGUGAUUCUCAAUAAUCAUGCUUCCCAAGCAUUAGGUGAGUCACUACUAAUGUGUUUUCAGCAAAGUAGACCUCAGUUUGGUUCCCAUGGUGAUCAGAAGUGACAAUUAUUACAGACUGCUACUACUGUUCCUCUAGUGCGUGUACCCAUUAAAGAAGCUCUUAUCUGGUUAUAGUUCCUUGGAGUUUUGCAGUACAUUGUCAUCACUUCCUAUUGACAGCAAUUUGAACACUUGAACUGAAUUGGCUUUGUAGAGAGCUUGGCUGGAGGAGGGUGAUUUGUGGAAUAUUUUUGUUUUGCAAUGGAUUUAUAAACAGACCAAGAAAAUAGCUGUUCUGUAAACUUUCCACAAAGCAAAGGUGUGCCAGUAUUGCAGGAAACCGUUUGAGAUUGGGCUAAAUGCUUCAACCCAUUUUAACAACAAACUUUCACAGAACUUAAAGUGAUCAUAAUGGGAGCAAUUUUGUUUUACACAAUCUAGCAAUUUUUGCUGUAAUGUUAAGAGUCUUCAAACAUAGGAGUAUUCACCAGACAGCAGAAAUCUGCUUGUGAGUGCUUAGAACGGUUGCCACCCAUUCUGUAGGAAUCAAAUAGCUAUAGGUGAAGAUAGGAACUGCCGGUGAAACAGAUCUUUCCAGGAAGCAUAGUGAAGCUUCUUAAACCAAAACUCAUGAGCUUAAGCCUGUUAAGAAUAAGAGAGAUACCAUGGGAUGGAACCUGGAUGAAAUGGACUUAGAGUGCCAAAAAGGAGGAAAUAUGUGGAAGAAAGAGGAUUAUAUUAUGAUUAUGCUGUAAAGACAUUCAGAAGAAGGUCAGAAACUGAAAAUUAUGUAAAAUAAAGGAAAUAGUUUAAUUAAGCAUCUGCUCUAUUCUCUUGAUUUUCAUCUGUUGAACAUAGAGCAAGAAGUAGACAACUGGCAAAUCAUUUUAAGAUUGAAGAGAAGUGGAGAUUGGCCUACAGUUAGAAGUCUGAGAUGGCAACCUGUUGGGAAACAAUUUCUCUCCCUUUAUUUUUCUUUCUUUUUUUAAUGCCGUGUUUUGAGCCCAUUAACCUUAUAUGUCUUCUUGGAUAUUGCCAGGAUAUAUAAAUAUUCUACUUUCUCUUUCAAAUGGUGUUCCCUUUGCUUACAUCUCUCCUUGCAGAUUUAAACCUCUAGUCUCUUUGGAAGUUUGCAUCACUUUUGAAAAACAAUUUUAGGAAACUGAGAAAACACACAAGAUGUAAAAAUCAUUAACAGGCUUAGUUCAGGGUUAGAUUAUAGGACAUACAGAAAAGAAACAAGAGUUUAAUCUGAAAAGCAAAGCAGAGGUAGAAGCAAAGCCUUAGUUUAGUUAUGACAUAUAUUUUAAGUUGCUUGUAUAACCAAUGGAUCACUGUGCAUCUAGUUUAGAUCACAGCACUCUUAUCAGUGUUCAGGGAAUUAGCAGCCCACUUAGAGAGUUCUGUUUCUGGUCUUUGAUUCCAGUGUUAAAGGAAAAGACAGUGAUGUGUGAAGGAGAGGUAAUGUGAAGAACUAAAUUCCACACUUAACUGUCAUUGCCCAUGUUUUAUGUUUGCCAAAUCUCGGUGUUGUCUGCAGGAUAGCUUCAGCUCUAUAAAAGCUGAGCUCACUGAGUUCUUACUGUGAGGCCGUGAUUUAGAGAGACAUGUUAAUUGGAGACAGGUCACUUUCAGUAACUGUUUUGUGGGGGAGACUGGACUGUAGGAAAAUGUAAGACUGUUUAUUGGAGUUAAAGAGGUAUUCAGACUUCGGAGAGAGUCCAUGUUGCGUCACCACCAAACUCUACUUGACAGAACACAAACAUAGUGCCACGUUUAUAAAUAAAUAAAAUCAAGGAAGUAAUGCACACCUUUCAUUUUGAAUCUAAUGUAUUUGUGGUUUUGUACGUGGUUACACUGACUGUAACUUUGAAUAUUUUCCCCCAGCUAGGCUUGUGUUCCCCAAAUGAUAUUACUGUAAGGAAAAAACUUGGACAGAUUCCCACUACCUGGUUUUCCAUAGGAGCCUUGCAUGCUUUUGGGAAAUCAGCCAAAAGAUCUUCCAUAAAAUUAGAAGAUUUAAUUAGAUCUUAAUGUCUAAAUGGUAACAACUUGAGCAAACUCCAAGUAUCUGGUUAUUAUAACAGUGUGCGUCAUCUUUGAAGACUUGCAAGAAACAAGUUGCUUACUUCUUUUUCC
Molecule: messenger RNA, 6173 nt
Organism: Phasianus colchicus (ring-necked pheasant)
Lineage: Eukaryota; Metazoa; Chordata; Aves; Galliformes; Phasianidae
Gene: C1H12orf75
Product: chromosome 1 C12orf75 homolog
Source: RefSeq, a predicted model, not a curated record